UGCUGCCUGCAGGGAGCCAACAGCUGCCGCCUGCUGCGCCCGGCGCUGGGCUGGGUCUGCCAAGGAGUAACCAAGGCAAACCGCAGGCAAGCAGCCGGGCAAAGGAGUCAUGCCCGCCAGUACCCCCAGACCCUCUCUAGGAGCAGCCGCUACGGGGAAGCGGAUGAUAUUUACAGGUCCAGAUGCUAUUCGUGAUUACAGAACAAAGCUCCCUGAGUAUAUUCGCUACAUCGGAGCAACCACUCCAGCACAAGGGGCCACCAGUGACCUUGAGUACUUGUGGCGUACUGCCCCCUGGACAACUUCUAUAUUGCCCCACAAACAUUCCUACCCUGGACAAAUUGGCUGGGGAGUAACAGAAUUUAGUUAUCUCAACAGAGGAAAUCUGCUCAGUGGCAUGCAGAUUAAGACUGGAGAAUUCCGUCAGGCUGCUGAAGAUGAGAUAACUCAUCGAUACCAGAAUCCAUGGCAGCCUCCACCCAAUAUUCUUGAUCUACAAGGCUCCAACACUAGGGGCAGGCUUGCCUGGAAUUGCACUGACUAUGACAACUUCUAUCACACUGACGGCAAAUGGGCUGCAAUGACCAGGGAUAGCUGGUCGUCAAAGGGAUCUGCGCUUCCCAGCUUAAAGAUGUACACGCCCUCUCCUACUUUCUGACCCUUCUGCUUGGGUGUUGCAUGUGUACUGAUCUAUAUCUCCUGUUAAUACCAUUCAAUUUAUGCUCCUGCUUCUUGUCCAACUGCUGACAUCCUGUCCCAUUCUCAACCCCUCAUUCAUUCAUAAAAUGUACCCUAAAACAACAUUAUAAAAAUUCAUAGAAUCAUAGAAGAUUAGGGUUGGAAGAGACCUCAGGUCAUCUAGUCCAACCCCCUGCUCAAAGCUAGACCAACCCCAACUAAAUCAUUUCAGCCAGGGCUUUGUCAUUCCAAGGCCUUAAAAAUCUCUAAGGAUGGAUUCCACCGCCUCCCUAGGUAACCCAUUCCAGUGCUCCACCACCCUCCUAGUGAAAUACUUUUUCCUAAUAUCCUACCUAGACAUCCCCCACUGCAACUUGAGACCAUUGCUCUUUGGUCUGUUAUCUGCCAUCACUGAGAACAGCUGAGCUCCAUCCUCUUUGGAACCCCCCUUCAGGUAGUUGAAGGCUGCUAUCAAAUCCCACCCCCCCCUUCUCUUCUGCUGACUAAACAAGCCCAGUUCCCUCAGCCUCUCCCCGUAAGUCGUGUGCCCCAGCCCCCUGAUCAUUUUCUUUGCCCUCCACCAGACUCUCUCCAAUUUGUCCACAUCCUUUCUGUAGUGGGGGGCCCAACACUGGAUGCAAACUCCAGAUGUGGCCUCACCAAUGCUGAAUAGAGGAGAAUAAUCACUUCCCUUGAUCUCCUGGCAAUGUUCCCACGAAUGCAGCUCAAUAUGCCGUUAGCCUUCUUGGCAACAAGGACAUACUGUUGAAUCAUAUCCAGCUUCUCGUCCACUGUAAUACCCAGGUCCUUUUCUGCAGAACUGCCAAAUUGUUAGGGUUAAUGCAUUAUCUAGCAUUCUCAGCCUUAUUGAUUAAGUCACAAGUAAAGAUCCAUUUUAUAGACUCAUCCUAAACCUAGGUAGAAGUUGUCACUCAACACGAGGUAGCCACAUAACUCAACACAAAUGGUGCUCUGGUUAAGGCGUAGACCAGAGGUCGGCAACCUUUCAGACGUGGUGUGCCGAGCCGUCAUUUAUUCACUCUAAUUUAGGGUUUCGCAUGCCAGUAACACAUUUUAACGUUUUUAAAAGGUCUCUUUCUAUAAGUCCAUGAUAUAUAACUCAACUAUUGUUGUAUGUAAAGUAAAACAUUUAAAAAACCUUAUUAAGAAGCUUCAUUUAAAAUUAAAUUAAAAUGCAGAGCCCCCCGGACCACUGGCCAGGACCCUGGGCAGCGUGAGUGCCACUGAAAAUCAGCUCGUGUGCCGACUUCGGCACGCAUGCCAAAGGUCGCCUACUCCAGGCCUAGACCAACAAGGGAAAAUGAAAAUCAGGAUUACGACCCAGAGGCACAGCUGUGCACGUGUACUCUGCAUGCUAGUAGGCCUUCAGUCUCAUGAGCACCAAAUUCUGUUUACCUUAAAAAGGUUACUGUUUUGGUAAGAGUCCUAUGUGAAGGACAGGCUAUGCAGUUCACCACAAAGUGGGCGAGUGUGAAAUCAUAGUGACAAUCGAGUAAAACAAAGUUGUAUUCACUAAAUGUGCCUCUAUAGGACAGAGUUUGGUACCACACCAAGCACUGUAGGAGAUUCCAGAUAUAUGUCAAAAGGCUACAAAAUUUACAGUUACUACUACAAAAUAAAAAACUGAAACCAUUUCAGGGAGAUGCACAGUGAGGAGAACUUGAUGCAAAGAGUUAUUUUUCUUAUCCCCGUCAGCCUGAGAUAUUACUAAUCUUUAUUGAGUUCAAAUUGAAGAUGGGAUGAGUGAUUAUAAACACACAAACCAGACUGUACCUCAGCUCUACUCCCAAACAUAAGGGUACAAAAACAAAUUGUUACAUUAAUCCUCCUCCUCUUCUCCAAUGUAAUGAUUAGCUGCAAGGCCAACAGAUCCAGUCGUUUUUCUACAGUUUCUCCAUUCAAAUCUCAUGCUGUUCUGAGGCCUCCAGACUGGAGAGUUGCUUGGUGGACUCUGGACAGUAUCCAGCUUGGAAGCCUUAGAAAGAUGGUGGAUUUGGCAUUAAAAAAAAAACUGACCCAAAACAGCUGGAAAUCUGGUGAAGUCUGAUUGUUCAUGCAGGUGAAAAAAAAAAACACAGAAAACUGAGUGAAGCACAAAAAUACAAAUACAGAACCCUCAGGCUCUUAGGGCACUUAGCACAUGGACAAGUAUAAAAUAGUUUUGUUUUUAAAAUAAACUCAUAUAGAUGUUAUGAAAAGCCCUAUGUUGUGAAAGAGUAUGGAGUGAACCUGGAAACAGCCAUGGGCCUAUGUGAGAUCUAUUGAAUAAAGAAAUAACUAAUUCCUCCACAGAACCUAAUUAGCGAGGGCAUUCAGCCCAUUCGUGUUCACUCAAUUUUCAUUUCUGCUCACAGAUCACUUUUAAGGUAUCAGCAUUUGUCUGCGUAUAAAUGGAGAGGAGGCAUCUAUAGAUUUGAGUAGAGUUUAGGGAACAUAAGCCACCGAACCUUGCGAAUACUGUCUAUUACAAUGCCAUAUCUGCUGCUGCACUACUGAUAAUGGUACUAGCCAAUUGUACCCAUCAAUGCAGUGUUCAAUUCGAGCUUUAUCCACCAGAAACAGAAAAACAUUUCUAGGAAGAGAUUUACAAGGGAAAAAAAAUAAUCAAGACAAUUUAAACUGAAUUCAAAACGUUUAUUGCACCAAAUGUUGCAAAGAAAUAGACCAAAAUUAUACUGUACAAAAACAGCAGUAAGAAAAAAAAUUCCACAUAGUUUGACACUGAUAUGCAUUCAGUCAAUUCUAAAAGAAGGAAAUCCUUUCAUAAAAAUAUGCAAUAGCAACACAAUCAGAUUUGCUUCUAGUAUGGAUAACCAGUUAUGUAUGUCAUUUUAAUCCAUUUAACUGGAGUAGCUAAUGUAUAGUAUAUAAUUGGCAGUUUAGACUCAAUUCUGAUCUGAGUCCUUUUAAGCCAGGAGUGGAGGCUGGGGAGAGGGAAUCUUGCUUUAGAUAGUGACCAAGUUGUGUCACUUUACAUACAACAGUUUGGUGUUUUGAAAAAGGGCUUUUCACUUUCAAGAGUGAAAAUAUACAAGCAAAACACCUUAUUUAUUUUGUUCUCCAAAUUAUACUAUGAAAGACACACAGAAUUAAAAGUAUAUAUUCAUACAUUUGAGGCAGAACUAUAGUUUAGAUUAAUUAAUAAUUUGGGAAGCUAUAAACUAGAUUAAAAUGUUUAGCUCAUAUUGAAACUGCUUUAGAUUAAAAGACUUCUAUUAUAUGCAGUCCUACAGUUUAGUGUUCACCUGUAUUGGCAUUCCUCCCCCCCUCUGUAAAAGUAAUUUAAUCUGAAGAGUGUACAUUCUUUACACUGGAAUGUGUAAACUGCAUUUCUGUAGGGUUUUGAAAGAUUACUCAGCCUCACUUGAAAACCAAGAAAAAUAUGUAUUAAGAAGUUUACAAAAGAUUUAUAAUACUGAUAAAAAUAAAAAAGCUUUGGAAUCUUGAAGAUUUAAGCUACAUUUUUAUUUCACUGUAAGUUUUAAACAUUUUUCCUGUACAUUCAUACCACUUUUCAUUCUAUUAAAAAAAUAAAACUAACAUGCUAUAAAGAUGUCUAACACAACAUUUGUACAUACUUACUGCUCUGUCAUGCCACACUAACUUGCCCAACCAGCAAGAUGCUACAAAAAUGUUCAACAGGUAAGCUUUACAAAGUUGAAGAGCCCUAAAGGUAGUAUCCUGUCAAUUGAGGUAGUAUAUUUGGCGGGAAGGAGAAAUAUUUAAGUUUCUUUAAACUAAAGCCACCAUUUUUUUAAAAUUAAGAAAUAUACAAACCUUAAUUUUAGAAAUCAAUUUUGAGACUAAAAAUAGGGCAGUCUCGUGUAAUUUGUGAAGAGCAGCGAAGUGUUAUAUAAAAGGCAAUAACUAUAUUGUAAAGAUUUUAUACUGGGCUGAGGAAAUGUCGAUUGCAUUUGAAUCAUCAGUUCAUACAUCUCCUUAAAUUAACGUACAAUUUUAUCCAACAGCAGCAUUUGUUGGGGGUAAGUAGUAAAUUAAGGAUUUCUGAUCAAGGUUCUAAGUCUGCAACAUGCUGUGUUCAGGUUGACUUGCCUUCAGAUGGGGCUCCAUGUGGAUACAGAGGUCCACUUGCAGGCAUCUCUCUGCAAAACUGGGACUCAAGUCAGUUCAGACGGAAACAAGACAAGCCAUUUUUUGUUGAACAUAAACAGGAACUAGACAAACUAAAUUACUAUGAAAAAAACUGCAGGGCAUGAAGUAAUGAGAAUGCAUAAAAUAUAGAAUUCUUGCAUACUUACAAGGGAAGUCAUUACACCCACCUACACACUAAGCAGAGAGGGGAAGUUUGACAACAGGUGCACUUGCUAUGUCAUUUGGUUUCAAGCAAACCGUGGAGUGGAGGUCAAAGCAGCUCAGGGGAACCAAAUCAGGGCAAGCAGAUUUCUUCAUGUAUCAGCAAUAAGAAAUAACCCAAACCUCAGGAAGACUGUAGUCACUCUGAAGAGCAUAUUGGAGAAAAGGACUAAAUGCAAAAGGACUACAGUGCAAUUAAACACCCACGACUGGCCUAGCAUGAGCUGAUUCAUGCUCAUGGGGCUUGGGCUGUGCGGCUAUAAAAUCGCAGGGUAGACAUUUGGGCUUGGGAUGAAGCACAGGCUCUGGGACCCCAUGAGGAGGAAAUGUCCCACAAUCCAUGCUCCAGCCCAGGCCUGAAAGUCUACACUGCAAUUUUAUAGACCUGCAGCCUGAGUUAGCUGACACGGCCCAUCCAUGGGUGUUUCAUUGCUGUGUAGACAUACUCAAAGUAUUAUGCAAAAGGGAGACUCCUGGAAUGUUAGAUUGGAGAUCCCAGAUGUUAAAUAAUCUUAUCUGUUUAGAAAUCAUACCUGGAAAUUAAGAGUCCUUCAACUUGGACGCACAACAACCCUUCUGCACAGAAAUUUCUCAUGGUCAUCUACAUGUUCCUCUCAGAGGG
Molecule: messenger RNA, 5635 nt
Organism: Gopherus flavomarginatus (Mexican gopher tortoise)
Lineage: Eukaryota; Metazoa; Chordata; Testudines; Testudinidae
Gene: SPMIP2
Product: chromosome 3 C4orf45 homolog
Exons: 5
Coding region: 110-658 (182 amino acids)
Source: RefSeq, a predicted model, not a curated record